Messenger RNA from Branchiostoma belcheri (Belcher's lancelet), 2347 nucleotides. Its product is annotated as armadillo repeat-containing protein 6-like. NCBI's taxonomy places the organism in Eukaryota, Metazoa, Chordata, Leptocardii, Amphioxiformes, Branchiostomatidae. Bases 106 to 1509 code for a protein of 467 amino acids. The transcript has 7 exons. Gene Ontology annotation, biological process: hematopoietic progenitor cell differentiation. The record is from RefSeq and is a predicted model, not a curated record. Gene Ontology annotation, molecular function: protein binding.
UGAUCGUAUGUUGAACUUUCACUUCCGUUUGCCUGCUGUACCGGUCUUUUGGUGGCGCGGUGAUCCGAAUUUCAGUUGCCCAGCCAACAAAACCACAAAGACAAGAUGGCUAAACAGAUCAGCCAGGAGACGUUUGAUGCAGUAGUGAAGGAGAACAUGGAGGAGUUUGAGAUGGAGGGGGAGGAGGCAGUCCAGGAGGCUGUGCAGCAGUUUGAGUCACAGGGUGUCGACCUCAGCAACAUCGUUAAAACUCUCAAUCUGGGGUCGUCACCAUCAGGAGGACCAGAGCACGCUGUGUUACAGGCACUGUCUGAUCUGUCCACCUUACUUACCUCCGACAGUCCUGAUCCAGAAAAACUAACCUCCGCUCUACAGACAUUCCAAGAACAGUGCAAAGUCAGCUUCUCCCACCGCAGCCUUGCCGCCAGCAAAGAUGGCUACAAGGUCAUGUUCUCGGCAUGUACCAAGUUCAACGAUGAUGCCAACAUGCUGUGCAGAUGUAUAGAAACUUUUGGUGCCUUUUUAGAGGGGCAACCCGACCUUAUCGAUGAGGCAAGCAUGACGUUUCUCGUACAAACUCUUACCAAGUUUCCGGAUGAUGCCCCGCUGCAGGCUAGCACCUUUAAGGCAAUUUACGCCACAUGUUUAAAGCACGAGACCAACCGACAGGCGUACAUAGAGCACGGCCUACUCCCUUGUCUGAUGAAGGCGCUUGAAACACACGGCGCCAACGCAGAUGUCGUGAAGUCCGCGUGCACAGUCGUAAGGGUGCUGACGUUUGAUGAUGACAUACGUGUUCCGUUCGGAAAGGCACACGAACACGCCAAAAUGAUGGUGAUGGAGAAUAAAGCAUUGGAGACACUCUUGGCUUGUUUAACAGCUUGUAAAGGGGAUGCAGGAACCACAUCAGAAGUCUGCCUGACGUUGAGCAGACUGGCGGUCAGGAACGAGUUCUGUCAGGCUAUUGUAGACCUGGGAGGACUGGACCUGGUGCUGAAUGUCAUGAGGGACAAUGUUCGACAUCAGGCUUUGGCUAGUCGUGGCAUCAGUCUGCUGAAGGCGAUCGCUGGGAAUGACGAUGUGAAGACCAAAAUUGUGCAGACAGGAGGGAUGGAGCUGAUCAUCACUGCACUUAACAUCCACAUAGGUGUGGCACAGGUGUGUGAGGAGGGCUGCGCUGCUCUGUGUGCUCUCGCUCUGCGAAACACGGACAACGUCAAAGCCAUCAUGGCGGCCAACGGAGCUGAGGCCGUGGUACAAGCCAUGAAGGUUCACAUGGACAAAUCCUCUGUUCAGAAACAAGGGUGCAUGGCCAUCCGUAACCUGGUUGCCAGGACCAGGGACUUCGCAGGCCCCAUCCUGGAGCUGGGAGCCGAGGACAUCAUCAACGAGGCCCGGGCUCGGCACAAGGAUGUGGAGGAUGUUGGGAAGGCCGCCAUCAGGGACCUAGGGGGGCAGGUGGAGCUCAGGGUGCUGUGGAAGGGGGAGGGGAGAGGGAUCAAGCACUGAUACAGAAGAACGGACAUCUGUGAAUCACUUUGUAUUUGCGUUAGCAAAUAUUCGUGGUCUGAGAAAAAUAGACUUGUUUGCAGAACUAUUCGUUUGCGAUGGUGCCAGGUGUAGCAAAAAUAGCUGGCAAAUUAUUUCUUCACUGUAAUGGUAAGUUUUGCCUUACAGAACUGACUGCAAAACCGCAAAUAUAAAAGUACUGCAAAAAAAUUGGGACUUAUCACAAUAUCACAGGUCUGGUGUUUAUGAUGUCACAUACAAACACAAUGAUUUCUAUCCAUUGUUUUUUCAGCAAACCAAUUUAUGUAUCAGUGUGUGUGUAUUUCAGUGUUUAAAACCAAGUAACUUUUGUAGCUGAAUAACACAAAUUUCUUUUUAUCUUUCAGUUGAAUUUUGUAUAUUAUUAGCUAAAUAAUGAGUUAUUGGGUGUACAUAUUUGUGUCAUUUUCCAGCCUGGUCAUUGGACUUGAAGAAUAGAUAUGUUUUUCACGCCUUUUGAAAGGAUUUGCACGUGUGAAGUUAACAAAAGGAUUGGUAAGUUGCAUCACAGUACACAAACAUAACAACAGCAAAUGUGUCAACCUAUGCUCGUGUUAUACUAAUACUCUGGAACUGUAAAGAUGCAAAGUAUAGGGUGUCUAUUACAUUUUGUCUGUUUUAUGUUCAAUGUUUAAACCUGGAAUUUGCCAGGUAGAUUUGAGUUUGUAUAAUGUAAUUACCGUUAUGCAAUUGUGACAUUGUACUCGACAAAUUUAUAGGUAUAACUCUCUCAGGUUUAACCAACCAAAAUGACAACACCCUAUUUUAAGGAUCAUGCAUAUUGGGAAAGUAGCAAAAC